UUAGUCCCUUCAUUACGAGCCUUUUAUUUUAACCAACUGUGAAUCUAAGAAAACACCAUACACAUCAUAAAUUUGUUUUUCACCGGUUGCACUAUUCGUACUCUUGUCAGAAAAUAAGUUUAUCUAAAUAAUAAUAGCAACUAACAUCCGCAAAACCAACAAAAGCAACUCAACAAGCUAACGACACAACAGCAACAAAACUUCCUCAUAUCCGGUUUUUUGUGUGUGAUCAAUAAAUCAGGUCGAUGCUAUGGGAGGGGAAUCAUAGAAUUUGCUUAAGAGUGGGGAAUCAUUCGUUAGCAGUAGAGAAGGCACAUUCGUAUGUAACGACAACGAUUAAAUACUUUUUCGUAUCGUCUUGUACUUUGGAAUCAGUAUAGAAAAUACCACGAAAUUCUCCCACUUUAAUGGGCUUAACACAAACAAAGUCUGGUGAUUCUUAUGAUGUCAUCAGAGGAGGACGCAGACAGUUUCGGUUUGUACGGAGAUAAGUUACUAAAGAAAGCAAAACGAGCCAGACAGCGCGUAGACGCGGGUGAACCAAGAAAUAGUUAUUCAUCGAUUCCGAAUUUCAGUUCAAGACCUUCACUCAUGAGCGGCGGUCUGUAUGGGGCUAUUUAUAGCCAAAAUCAGCAACAACAUAACUUCGGUUUAUUUAAUACAAGUGGUUACGGAACAUCGACGUCAAAAAUGUUAAACGAAUUAUUAGCACGGCAAGUAAAACAAGCUCAAGAUGCUGGUGGACCCGAAACAAAUAUGAUGCUUUCACCAAUGGAAGGUGCUUCUAAUUCGGAUGGUAGCAAACACGGUUUUGAAAAUUCAUCGCCAAUUAUAAGACGAACGAGCAGUGGUGGUAUCGAUAUGGAUGAUGCAACGGUACAGCCAAACGACUUGGAAAAACUUCACAUGUUGCGAAAUAUUUUACAAGGGAAAAAAGAACUAAUGGCAUUACAUGAUCAUGAACUCAGGGCGGCUGCUGCUGCCUCGGCUGCUAGCAUGAAUAAUUCGAUCGAAAGAGCAUCGCCGGAUAACAAUAAUAGCAUAAGUAAAAAUAACAACACGAAUAGUAACAACAAUAUUGUGAAACAAGAAGUGAAUAUAAAAAGUGAAACAUUAGGAAAUGGUGGAAGUGAUGCGAAUGAUACUAGUGAAAUGAAUGUUAACAAUAGAGUGAAUCAAAUAAAUGAUGAUGUGUCACGUCAUGUGGACAAUGGUGAAGACAUAACAGAAAGUCGACAAGAGACCAGUAUAUCUGGCGACUUAAAUAAAACACUCAAUGACAAUAUUAUAGACGAUGAAAUGAUUUGUUUGAACUCACGUUCUGAUUCCGAAAAUUCGAUGCCGUCUUCGCCUGGUUCCGAUUUGAUUGGAUCAAAGGACGAUAUGGACAUUGAAAUGCAUUUGGACAAAAAUAAUUCCUCACCGAUUCCACAGAGCCUAAAAACUGAGCCAGUUGCAUUGGAUAUGAAACGAGCUCGUGUCGAAAACAUUGUAAAUACGAUGCGAUCCAGUCCGAUUCUUCCAUCGCAACAGCAUUCACAAGUGAAUGGAUGCAAAAAGCGAAAAUUAUAUCAGCCACAACAGCACGAUGCUGAACGUUAUGCCGGUUUGAAUUUUAAUUUAAAUCUACAGGGGCUGAUGUUUGGUGAUGGUGAAGACGAUGAUGACGAUGAACAGCCGCCUGUACAACAGAAACGCGUUGAAAAAAGUGCACUAGAAUCAGAGCUGCGUUCACUUCAAGAAAAAUUGGCUGAAAUGCAACAAAAGUAUGUGCAAUUAUGUACGAUAGUAAAUGAACAUUCGGAUGCGCCCGAAUCACAGGAGAUUGAUGAUGGCAAUAGUGAUACAUUUGAACCGGUCGAAAAUAAAAAGGAGACGACCGAAAAGCAACAAACACGGUGUUCGGUUUCAUCAUCGCCGACCAUAUCACCCAUGAAAGAUUUGUCACUGAAUUCAAAAGUGUCAAAUGCUUCGAAUAUGAUGUUAACACAAGUCAUGGGCAAAAUGAUUUCGUCAAAACUACAUAAUCCAGCUCAAUUAGCACCAAACUUUAAUGGAACACAUCCGCUUCUGCAGCACAUUAACAUGACCCAUAAUUCGCAUGAGCAUGCAUUACAACAAAUGCAACACAAUCAACAACAACAACAAAAUGCAUUAAAUACGGCUGCGAUGUACUUUGGAAUGAAUCCAAAAUUCUUCCUCGAACAAGAGGUACGAAAUAACAAAGAAACAUCAGAACAAAAGCAGCAAUCUCAACAACGUGAAAGUGUAUCACAGCAAUUGGAACGCGAGCGUCAACAACAAAAUUCAAAUCAAACGACCGGCCAUUCAUCGUUACAAUUAAAACAGGCUCAAAUGCAACAACAGGAACGCGAACGUCCGAUGCAAAAUUCAAAUCAAGGUCAAACACAUUCGCCACAACAAAAGGAAUGUUCACAAUCGCAACGAACACAAGAUCAAUCCACAAAUUCACAUGGACAACAAUCACAGGGUGCACUGCAAUCUCAGCAGCAGCAAAAUUCAUUUUCUCUCAAUUCAAAAAUGGCACACACAUCAGAAUUAAGCGAGCGUCUGAAUAUCGGACGAUCAAAUACAAAUUCAGUUGGACCAGUAUCAGGUACCGAUCUUGAAGGUUUGGCUGAUGUGCUGAAAAGUGAAAUAACUGCAUCGCUGUCGAAUUUAGUUGAUUCGAUUGUAACAAGGUUCGUGCACCAAAGACGGUUUCUAAAUAAACAAUCGGAAGCAGCCGCUGCAGCUGCCGAACAGCUAAAUAAGGAUCUUAUGAUGGCAACACAACUACUUGAUCGUAAAUCGCCACGCACGAAAGUUGCUGAACGAUCAUCCAACGUACAAACAGCGGCUAUGUUCCAAACGCCAAAGCCACCGCAAGUUAUAAAUCCGGUUGCAGCCGCCGCACUCUACAAUUCAAUGAAUGUGUUGGGCGGUCAAGUGAAUCAAUUUUGCAUGCCAGAAUCACGUGAUACAAAUCCAGAGCAAAACGAAGCACUUAGUUUGGUAGUACAACCGAAAAAGAAACGGCACAAGGUCACUGAUACACGAAUCACACCACGCACAGUUAGCCGAAUUUUAGCUCAAGAUGGAAUUGGGCCCACGGGAAAUCAACAACAAAUUGAUACGAACACAAACAUGAAUAACAACAAUAACAACAACAGUACGAACGGCAAAGGAUCGGUUGCUUCAGAGCUAAAAAAUUAUUUCAAUUUAGUUAUGAAUACAUCGACGACGACACCAUCAGAAAGCCCAUCACCGCGAUCGUCAUAUCAUGGUGGACCACCGGCAUCAUCAAUGUUACAAGCAUUAUCAACGUCGGUUGCAAUACCAAAUCCAUCACUACAUGAAUCACAAGUAUUCUCGCCGUAUAGUCCAUUCUUUAAUCAUCACAAUGGGCCACAUGCACCGCAACAGGCUCAACUUCAUCAUAUUAAAAUGCCAGCAAGUCCACCUGGUUUUGCUGGUAUUAUGGAUCCACGUGAUUCACCGCCACUACCUCAUCCACCAACGAUGUUGCAUCCAGCUUUACUAGUUCCACCACCACAAGAUUAUGCUCAUAUUCGAGCAACAAUGGACAGUAAUGAUCGUAACUCGGAUUCAGCAGAUAAUUAUGAUGGACUCCAACCUACUAUAUCCUUUUCAAAUGACAGAAAAAGAGAUAAAAAUGACAAACCCAAAAAAAUCAAACAAUUUAUUAGAAAACAACAAAUGCUUUCCUUGACUUCCGUGAACUCGUCAACAUUGACUCCGAUGCAUCUACGCAAAGCGAAACUGAUGUUCUUCUGGGUGCGAUAUCCCAGUUCGGCCGUACUAAAGAUGUACUUCCCAGACAUCAAAUUUAACAAAAACAACACAGCCCAGUUGGUCAAAUGGUUUUCAAACUUUCGUGAAUUUUACUACAUUCAAAUGGAAAAGUAUGCUCGACAGGCAGUUAGUGAAGGAAUUAAGAGCCCAGAAGAUUUACAUAUUAGUGGCGAUAGUGAAAUUUAUAGGGUGCUCAAUUUACACUACAAUCGAAAUAAUCACAUCGAGGUACCUCAUCGAUUCCGCGAAGUUGUUGAACAAACGUUGCGUGAAUUUUUCCGUUCCAUUCAAAGUGGCAAGGAUACCGAGCAAUCAUGGAAAAAAUCAAUUUACAAGGUUAUUUCCCGCAUGGACGAUUCAGUUCCCGAAUAUUUCAAAUCUCCGAAUUUCUUGGAGCAACUGGAAUAAAAGACCACACAUGACAUAUACAUAGACACACCGAGAAGAAAUAAGAAACAAUCAACUAUUCAAAACAAAUUAAACAAAUCUAAGACAGAAACUAAAUAUGAAAUAAAAUGAUAAUGUAUGAAAAUGAAAUGAGUAUAAUGCACCGAUAUAAAUGUGAACUGGAAAACAUUCAGAUCUAUUCUCACUUAUCUGCCAGAUAAUUUCGAUUUGUUUGGAUCUUUUUGUGAAUCAUAUUAUUUAUAAAUAGAAAAAAAAACAACAAAAUAUGGAAAUUUGCUCUUUAGCACAUUAGCUGCUACAUUUGUGUUUUAUUGGUCUUAUAAGUGAAAUUCGAUUCAAUGCAUCAUUUGGCCAUAAAAAUGUUAAAUCUGCGGCAUAAAUUCUCUACAUAAUUUUGAUUUAAUUAGUAUCUUAAAAAAAAUAAUGUAUUUCACAAAAUACAUGUACUUCGUUUAUAUCACACACACACAAAAAUGGUAUUUCAGUGAGGUUCAUUCAAACUACGCAGAGUAAAUGAACGAGAAAAUGAGAUAAAGUAAAUUUACAAUUUACACUUCAAAGUAUGCACGCAAAAUUGAAUGAAAAACACACAAAAUAUAAAAUUUAAAUUUAAAAUCCAAUGAAUAGAGUUUGAUAAAAUACUACACUUAAUUUAAACAAAAAAAGUGGAUGAUUAACAAAUAUUCUACUAACAAAUUUAGACAUGAUACAAGAAGUACGAAACAUUAAAAGAAAAAAAAAACAUAACAAUUUAAACAAGAAAAAAAUAAACAAUGUUUGUGGUUCCUAUAUAAAAUAUAGUGCGCUUUGGUCCAUUGAAGCGACUACCAAAUUACUAAUUUCAAGUUAUAUAUGUGUAUUUAGAUGAUUUAAUUUUCAAUCAUUUGGAUACAAAAAAAUGUAAUCAAUAACAGAGGUGGAUAUGUCAAGAAUUUCUUUCAUAUUUACUCUCUAUGAUAAUGACUAUAGACAAAAAAACACAAAAUUAUUUUGAUCUGGAUGCAAAACAAAAAAAGAAAAAACGUAUGCGAAAACAAUUACACAAUUCACUGAAAACAUUUUACUUUUCUUUAGAUUGAAAAUCGAACAAUUGCUUUUCGAAAACACACAUGAAAAGUUCUAACCAAAGAAGAAACGUGUAUUUUUUUUUUUUCAUUUGUCUUGAAAUCAUAUUAUAAAAUUUACAUUAUGAAAAAAAGAUGAAAAAAAAAAAACAAAUUAAAUUAGAAGUAUUAUAUUGUAAUAUUAUAUAGGAUAAGUUAAAAAUGGAACGAACAACAAAUGAAGAUUUUUACAAACAAUCACAACAUAAAACGCAAAAAAAAAACGAAAAACAC
Messenger RNA from Contarinia nasturtii (swede midge), 5561 nucleotides. It is a transcript of the gene pros, whose product is annotated as homeobox protein prospero. The coding region runs from base 442 to 4224 and encodes 1260 amino acids. The transcript has 12 exons. The record is from RefSeq and is a predicted model, not a curated record. Gene Ontology annotation, cellular component: nucleus. NCBI's taxonomy places the organism in Eukaryota, Metazoa, Arthropoda, Insecta, Diptera, Cecidomyiidae. Gene Ontology annotation, molecular function: RNA polymerase II cis-regulatory region sequence-specific DNA binding; DNA-binding transcription factor activity, RNA polymerase II-specific. Gene Ontology annotation, biological process: regulation of transcription by RNA polymerase II.